AUCAGUGAAACUGCUUUCUUAUCUUUUAAACUGCCGCUAAAAGAAAAAGUAAACAAAGCAAAAAGCCCUAGUGAUCUUGCAAAAACAACGCGUUGUCUCAUUAGAAAACAAGAAAACAUCACGCUGUUUCGAUCGAGUUCGUUUCUCGCCGUCGGUGAUGGCGGAAAACGCAGUCGCCGAGAUCGUAAAUCUCAACAGUGACAGCGACGAAGAUGACGGAGGAAGAGGAAUGGUUCAGAGCUUGGCAUCACUAAUUGAGAAUCAGAAAGUUUCGAUCGGUGAUGCUGCGACGGCGGCUCCUCGAGAAACCCUAGAAUGCCGGAGUUUCUGGAAAGCCGGCGAAAACUAUGUGAUCCCUACUGGUGUUACUCCAACUGCUCCAGGUAUGUUGGAACAUGCAAGAGUUCAUCCAAAGUUUCUUCACUCGAAUGCUACUUCACAUAAGUGGGCCUUUGGAGCAAUAGCAGAGCUACUUGACAAUGCGGUUGACGAGACACAAAACGGUGCCACCUUUGUCAAGAUUGAUAAGAUCAAUAUUGUUAAAGAUAAUACCCCUGCUUUAGUUUUCCAAGAUGAUGGUGGUGGGAUGGAUCCCAAUGGGAUAAGAAAAUGCAUGAGUUUAGGCUACUCUUCAAAGAAGUCUAAUACGACGAUUGGACAGUAUGGAAAUGGUUUCAAGACAAGUACCAUGAGACUUGGAGCUGAUGCUAUUGUUUUUAGUCGCUCAACUCAUGGAGGCAAAUCUACGCAGAGCAUCGGUCUUUUGUCUUAUACAUUCCUUAGGAGAACUGGUCAGGAUGAUGUGAUUGUUCCUAUGAUUGAUUUUGAUAUAUCCGAAGAUCAGCCCCAACCAAUUAUUUAUGGUUCCCCCGGAGAUUGGUCUACCAACCUUAACAUUCUUCUCAAAUGGUCCCCGUUUUCAACCGUGGACGAACUUUUGCAGCAGUUCGAGGAUAUUGGAACUCAUGGUACAAAAGUAGUUAUAUACAACUUGUGGCUAAAUGAUGAAGGAAUCUAUGAGCUUAGUUUUGAUGACGAUGAUGAGGACAUACAGCUCCGAGAUGAAAAUGCACAGGACGGGAAACGGUUGCAUGCUAAAACAUUAGAACUAAGAUCUCAUAUUUCAUACCGGUAUCGACAUUCUCUAAGGGCUUACAUUUCCAUGUUAUAUCUCAAAAAGUUCAAAAACUUCAAAAUUGUUCUUCGGGGAAUCCCUGUGCAGCAAUUCAACAUUGCUGAUGAAUUCAGAUAUCCUGAGACUGUAAUGUACAAACCCCAAGCAGCUGCAACAGAAUAUGCUGCUUCUGAAAUUAAAAUUGGAUUCAUCAAGGAGGCGCCUAAGCUUCCAAUUAAUGGUUUUAAUGUCUAUCACAAAAACCGUCUCAUCCGGCCUUUCUGGAAGGUCCUUCUGGAAGGGUCAACAAGAGGCAAUGGUGUUGUGGGAGUUCUAGAAGCAAACUUCAUAGAACCAGCCCACGAUAAGCAAGAUUUUGAGAGGUCUUCUCUAUUUCUGCGGCUCGAGGCGAGAUUAAAAAAGAUUAUCUCUGAUUACUGGCAAAGCCACUGCCACGUUUUCGGAUACCAAACUGCUCAAAUCCCUGCAGAUAAGUCGAAAAGGAUUGUGAUACCUGAUCAGCCUACUGUCAACACAUCAAAUCCUUCGCCUUUGCCUUGUGGUAAAUUUAGUCAAGGUGGUCCGAUAAUACGUGAAAUCAGUAUUAGUAACGCCACAUCAACCCGUACAGUUGCUGUUCCAGCGCCACAUUUGAGAAAUUCCACAGGUUUAAGAAAUAACUUUCAACCCGUGCAGCUCAACCCUCAACCUGCAGCUACAGAUACUACUGGAAAUAACCUCGUUGGCAAGCCAGCGAGUGAGAUAAGGGAAGAGAACUUACAACUCUUCUUGAGGUGCGAGGAAUAUAAAAAGAAAGAGAAUGAAAUAGAACAGACGGUAAAGAGCUUAGAAAAAGAACUGGAAGAAACUAAAAGUAAAUGUGCUCAACUUGCUUUGCUUGUGGAUGCUAAGAAGAAGGAGAUGCAGCAACAAAUUUAGUAAAAACGUUACAGAGUUUUUAGUAGUUAAGUUUGUAAAUCAAUCAGUUAGUUUUAGGAUAUGGGCUUGUAACAUUAUUAGGCUUGUAUGUAACAUAAUUGGGCUUUGUGGUCCUAUCAGACUCUACUUACCAAAAAAAGCAAAGCAGCGACGGUGAUGACUGAGAGAAGACGUUUGCUUUUUCUUCUUGUCGAAGCUUAAAAAACGUUUCAGUAGUUUAA
Messenger RNA from Camelina sativa (false flax), 2274 nucleotides. RefSeq names its product protein MICRORCHIDIA 1. The record is from RefSeq and is a predicted model, not a curated record. Gene Ontology annotation, cellular component: nucleus. Gene Ontology annotation, molecular function: ATP hydrolysis activity. NCBI's taxonomy places the organism in Eukaryota, Viridiplantae, Streptophyta, Magnoliopsida, Brassicales, Brassicaceae.